AUGAAUCAUUUUUAUCGAGUUGAAAUAUUUUUAGGUGCAAUUGACAAACAAUUACAAGAGCUAAAUCGGAGAUUUAAUGAUGACGCUUUAGAGCUCUUAACUUUAUCAUCUUUGUUAGAGCCCAAAGACGGAUUUAAAAAUUUUGAUCUUGAGAAGGUUUGCUUGAUUGCAGAAAAGUUUUACCCCAUGGAUUUUGCGGAGCAAGAAAGGUACAAUUUGAGGUAUCAAUUGCAACACUUUUUUUGUGAAGCAAAAAAUGAGCCUAGUUUGACUCAUCAUUCUACCUUGGAGGAAUUUUGCGAACACUUGGCACAAACAGGAAAAUCAAAUGUAUACUUUUUGUUUGAUAGACUAAUACGUCUAGUUUUGACCCUUCCUGUCUCCACAGCUACCACUGAAAGAGCAUUUUCAGCAAUGAAGAUCAUGAAAACAAGAUUACGUAACAAGAUGGAGGAUGAGUUUUUGGCCGAUAGUUUAGUUAUUUCCAAUGAAAGGAAGAUUUCUAAGUCAUUUGGUACUAAAUCAAUAAUUGAUGGCUUCAAAUUAUUAAAAGAAAGACGAGCCUUACUGUAG
Messenger RNA from Chenopodium quinoa (quinoa), 573 nucleotides. RefSeq lists its product as uncharacterized. Bases 1 to 573 code for a protein of 190 amino acids. The transcript has a single exon. Lineage: Eukaryota; Viridiplantae; Streptophyta; Magnoliopsida; Caryophyllales; Amaranthaceae. Gene Ontology annotation, molecular function: protein dimerization activity. The record is from RefSeq and is a predicted model, not a curated record.